AAAACGAGUUUGGAAUAUGGUGAGGAAUGAUGGUACUCCUGAUGAGAAGAAGUUUCUAUCUCCUCGUGGUAAAAGAGAUAUUUAUGAUCUAUAUGUAUGGUAUAUUGAUCAAAAAAUUCUAGCUAAAGAUUUACCUGAAUCUUUUCUGAAUAAUCUAUAUGAUGGUCAUAUUCCACGCGAGUGGGCAGAAAAGAAGAGUGAUCAGUUACAUAAUCGAUUAGGUAAUAUAGCAUAUAUAGUUGCUUUUAUAGUAUUACAUCAGCAAGGCUAUAGAAUCGUUACAUAUGGUGAUUGGUCUUAUAUGUUAAAGUGGCUAUCGAAUUCUGAAGCUUACCGUAUUAAUGAAUAUUAUAACAAUGGCAAUGUAAACUUUGUUAAAAGUUCAGAAUAUGCGCGUUAUAGAUGUAAAAUAAUAGGCAAACCAUAUCCAUGUGAUUCGCUAAAAAUUGACUAUUUUAAAUCUGAAUAUGGUUUUACUAUCGAAGGAAAGUUUAACAUUAUAGAUUUCUCAGAUUCAAAUAAUAAUUGUGAAUAUGUGUGCUGA
This is a messenger RNA of Rhizophagus irregularis DAOM 181602=DAOM 197198, 544 nucleotides long. RefSeq lists its product as uncharacterized. Lineage: Eukaryota; Fungi; Glomeromycota; Glomeromycetes; Glomerales; Glomeraceae. The record is from RefSeq and is a predicted model, not a curated record.